Molecule: messenger RNA, 1235 nt
Organism: Aspergillus nidulans FGSC A4
Lineage: Eukaryota; Fungi; Ascomycota; Eurotiomycetes; Eurotiales; Aspergillaceae
Product: spherulation-specific family 4 protein
Exons: 3
Coding region: 147-1064 (305 amino acids)
Source: RefSeq, a predicted model, not a curated record
GUGAUACCGCGUUUCUAUUUUGAGUUCCUGUUCACGAGCUUUCGCCAUCCCCAUCCAUUAUUUGUAACCCGGACCAACUGCAGUCGCGCAUUUCGACCGUCUUCUCGAUUAUUCUUUAUCUCCUACAUCGCCUCUGAAUCUGCGAGAUGGAGUCCCUUAAACACACCCAGGAGGGCAGUAACCCGGUCUCUCGAUUGCGCAAAUGCGACCUCCGUCGCCGGUGGUGGAUUACCAUUGGAGUCGUGGUCGCUAUCGCAGUCAUCCUGGCCGUGGUUAUCCCACUGGCGCUCAUUCUACCCAACCGUGGGGAUAAAGGCGAACCUUCGAGCGUGAUCUUCCCACUGUAUAUCUACCCCGAGACGGACAGCACAUGGGCUCCUUUAUAUGACGCCAUCGCAGCCCACCCCGAUCUGCAGUUCCUGCUGGUGGUCAACCCAUCAAGCGGACCCGGCGAUUCGUCCACCCCGGACGAGGCGUACCAAACCGCGAUCCGGCAGCUGAAUACCUAUGCCAACGUCCAGAAGAUCGGAUACGUGCGAACAAACUAUGCCCAGCGCAACGUCUCUGAGGUGCUGGCCGACAUCUCAACCUAUUCUGGGUGGCCGUCGCAAUCCGCAGAUCUAGCCGUGACCGGGAUAUUCUUCGACGAAUCGCCGCACCAGUAUGCCGCUGAGACGGUCGAAUAUCUGGAACGCAUCAAUGCGGCGGUUAUAAAUGCCUCGGGAAUUGGGGGCGACAAGACGAUCAUUCACAAUCCGGGCACCCUCCCCGACAGCCAGCUAGUCCUCAACACGACCUCGAUCACCGUCGUCUUUGAGCAGUCCUACGACCACUACAAGACCAGCCAAGAGUCCCGGCUGAGCGCGGUCGCCGACUCCGCGGACCGCGACUCUUGGGCGUAUAUCUUCCACUCCGUCCCGCAGAUGGGUAACAGCAAUAUGGACAGCUUUGUGCGCGAGAUCAGCCGUCAGGCGGCGUACUUGUAUGCAACUACACGGUCAACCGAGUACUACGAGCAUUUUGAUACGAGACUCGAGGAGUUUUGUGACGCCGUGCCGACUUGAUGGAUCAUCAACCCACCCCAGUGGGGAUUGCGCUGGCGCUGGCAAUGGUACUGGCGCCGCGUGGCGUGCACUAAGGUUCAGACUGUGUUAGAGGGGGAUCAUUAGGUGAAUCAUUGGUGAAUCGUGGUUGAUUUAUUGGCCAGGUUUCCCCUGUAGUACCUGAUCUCACUA